AUGGCCGCUUGGAAGAGACAAGGGCGGUAUAGGGGUGUUCAGAGUUCUGGGAUUUUGGAAGAGGAAUCAUGUUCUUAUUCUAGGCUUCCAAACCUCACCCAACGCCGCCUCACUGAUGGCAUCUCUAUUAACUUUAGUGGCCAGUUCUUGGACAAUGAGGAGACCGUCGUUUUCGUCUCCGAAAGGUCCGGUUCUCCUAGGAUCUACCUUUCCAAACCCGAGCUCCUUCCGUCUCCACCCGAAAGCCUGUUCCAUGAUAGUCUUGUUAUCAAGAAUCAACGGGCCUACUUCAUUUCAGCUCAUGAAGAGCCCGAUAAGCUGUUUAAGAGCUGGUUGGCUUUGUACUCGACCCAGCUGGAUGAUAAGAAAGUACGGCGGUUGACAUCGCCUAGUGUGGCUGAUUAUAGCCCGUUCGUUUCUCAAAGCGGGAAGUUUAUCGCUGUGGCUUCAUAUGGGUCUCAUGAUUGGGGCGGUGAAUUUCACGAGCUACAAACGGAUAUUGUUGUUUUUUCGAAAUUCAACCAGAACACCCAAGUUACGGUCUGCCAGCACGGUGGCUGGCCAACCUGGUCGGGUGACUCUACCAUCUAUUUCCACCGCCAAUCAAACGAUGGAUGGUGGAGCAUUUACCGGGUCGAUCUGCCCCAAAAUUCUGACCUCUCCGAAACUCCGUAUUUACUUGUCUGGGUCACCCCAGCUGGUGUCCACUGCUUCACGCCUGCAGCCAUGCAUAGCGCCAAGAAACUUGCCGUGGCCACCCGUCGGAGAGAGAAAAGCUAUCGCCAAAUUGAAAUCUUUGAUGCUGAAUCCAAAUCAUUUUACCCAGUGACAUAA
Molecule: messenger RNA, 834 nt
Organism: Coffea arabica (coffee)
Lineage: Eukaryota; Viridiplantae; Streptophyta; Magnoliopsida; Gentianales; Rubiaceae
Source: RefSeq, a predicted model, not a curated record